GGCCGCGGUGCAGCGGGGCGGCCGGGCCGCUGGCUGCAGGAGGCGGCCGCUGCUGCCGCGGCCACAGUGCGAGUGGCGGGGCUUCGAGCCGCUCGGCCCUUUCGGCACGGCGCAGCCCGCCGCCCCGGGGCGCCGCCGCGGGCACGCCAGCGGCCGCGGCGAACCCAGCACGGCCCCAGGCGACCUGGGCGCGCUGCUCGCCGGCGGGGAGGGCCGACGGUUCGUGUUCGUGGGCGGCAAGGGCGGCGUGGGCAAGACUACCACUGCCGCCGCACUAGCGGUGCGACUGGCAAGGUCUGGUCACAAGACGCUCGUCGUCUCGACCGACCCAGCGCACUCGCUCGGGGACGCGCUGGCCGUAGAGCUGGGCGGCGAGCCGUGCCAGGUGCCGCUGUCCGGAGCCGACGGGGGCGGUUCGCUCUACGGGAUGGAGAUCGACCCGCACGAGGUGGUGGAGGAGUUCCGGAAGGCCCUGAAGCUCGACCACCUGCGGGAGGCUCUCCGGCGGGAGCCAGGCGGCCUGGGCGCGGGGCUCCUGCGGGUGCUGUCGCAGGCGGGGAUCGACCUCGAGGGCCCAUCUGAGGCGUUGACCGCGGCCGUCGGCAUCGGCCCGAACGAGGAAAUGGCACUGUCCGCGACGCUCGAGAUGUCCCCGCCCGGCAUCGACGAGGCGGUGGCGCUCGCCAAGCUGAUGCACCUCCUCGGCGAGUCCGACAUGUCCAGCUUCGACCGAAUCGUGAUCGACACCGCUCCGACAGGACACACUCUGCGGCUGCUGUCCUUCCCACAGUUUCUGCACGGGCUGAUCGGGCUCCUCCUGUCCUUGAACGAGAAGGUGUUGGGAUCCAAUCCGCUUGGACGUAUUCUAGGCUCCGUCAUAGGCGACGACUUCCAGCGGCAGCUCGAGGUUAGCAAAGCCAAUCUGGAGCGCUUUAUGGUGGCCAUGGCUUCCUUGAGCGAGGUGUUCGAAGAUUCGGAGACGACGAGCUUUAUCGUCGUGUCCAUCCCCACGCACUUGGCAGUGGCAGAGUCGCUCAGAUUGUUGCGUGCGCUUGAGCAGGCGCACAUGCCCGUGCGCCACCUCGUGGUCAACAAGUGCUCCUUCCUCGGGGUCGGGGCCGCCGCGGGUACGGACGACGCCAGCCUGGCGCAGAUGGCAUCGCAGAAGCUGUCGCGCGCGGACGCCAAGAAGCUUGAGGAGCUCUGCGGCGCGCCCGCGGCCGAGCUGGACGCCCUGCACCGGCUGGUCGGCCGACUGGAGCGCCAGCACGCGGAUGCCCGGAAGCAGCUCGCCAUUCUGGAGGACGAGGUUGGCCCAGGGGUUCAGAUUCUGCGGGUGCCCGUCUUCGACGAGGAGCUCACGGGCGUCGCUGCUCUCGACAGGUAUGCCGCGGCCCUCGGUCAGGCGGGCGGCCCCAGCGCGGCGCCCUGA
This is a messenger RNA of Prorocentrum cordatum, 1432 nucleotides long. The record is from the annotation of a GenBank genome assembly. Lineage: Eukaryota; Dinophyceae; Prorocentrales; Prorocentraceae.